Molecule: messenger RNA, 1043 nt
Organism: Elaeis guineensis (African oil palm)
Lineage: Eukaryota; Viridiplantae; Streptophyta; Magnoliopsida; Arecales; Arecaceae
Product: ascorbate-specific transmembrane electron transporter 2
Molecular function (GO): oxidoreductase activity
Source: RefSeq, a predicted model, not a curated record
UCGCCUGCUAGUCCUGGGUGUGCAACAGUGGAGAAAGAAGAGAAGCAGAGGAGGACGGGGGAGAAGAUGGGAGGGUUGGUGGGGGUUAGGGCUCGGCCGUUCACGUACGUGUCGCACGUGCUGGCGGUGGCGGCAGCGGUGAUGGUGCUCGUGUGGAACAUCCACUUCCGGGGAGGGCUCGCCUUCGAGUCCACCAACAAAAACCUCAUCUUUAAUGUUCAUCCAGUUCUGAUGACAAUUGGCUUCAUUAUCAUGGGAAGUGAAGCAAUAAUGAGUUAUAGAGCUUUUCCUGGGAGUCGUGAAGUAAAUAAAAUUGUUCAUCUUACUCUUCAUGCUGUUGCACUUGUACUCGGAGCUCUGGGAAUAUAUUUUGCUUUCAAGAAUCACAAUGAAAGUGGAAUUGCUAAUUUGUACAGCUUGCAUUCCUGGGUUGGGCUUGGUACAAUAUGCUUAUAUGGCAUUCAGUGGGUUUUUGGGUUUGUCAUAUUUUUCUUUCCUGGUGCUGCCCCAAAUCUCAAACGUGGUGCUCUUCCUUGGCAUGUAUUUUUUGGGCUCUUUGUCUACAUAUUGGCCUUAGCCAAUGCAGAAUUAGGCUUUCUCGAGAAAAUCACUUUCCUACAGAGCACAGGCCUUCCCAAGUAUGGUCCAGAAUCAUUUCUGGUAAAUUUUACAGCUCUUGUCGUGAUAUUGUUGGGAGUCUUUGUUCUGAUAUCUGCUAUUGCUCCUGCCCACAUUGAAGAUCCCCAUAGUUAUUCUGCAAUAUAAGGAAAUUAUUGUAUAUUACCAGUUCUCCUAUGACCAUUAUUCUAUGGUAUCAAAAUGUCAUGACUUCUCUGCACGUAUGCUUAAGUCUGCAUAUCUCGCUAUGGUCUUUCUUGACAGCCUCUGAGUAUUUUCUGGUUGAAUGGUUUUUUGAAAGAGGGAUGUGUGUAGGCUCUUUUAUAUGUAUAAAGUUUCUAUCCUACUGAGAAUAACGAACAUGUAACUGAAUGAUUUGUUGGUGUAAUCUGUGUUAUCUUCUAUCAGUUAUAUUUUUCUUCUAA